ACCGCCGCUGCCGCCGCCGAGCUGCAGCACUUCACCUGAGCAACACUGAGGAAGAGCCCGCAGCCUGAGCGGUGCCAGGAUGCGGUGCCACAAGUUUUGGGGACCGUGUUCGGUUGGUUUUACCAUUUGGACGGCCAUUCUCUUUAAAGGAUCCCUGCAGGGAGAACACCAGAGGAAGCUGUACAAAGAGCUGCUGGCCAACUACAACAGACUGGAGAGACCUGUGGUCAACGACUCAGCUGCCAUCUUGGUGGAGCUGGGCCUCACGCUGCUGCAGAUUAUAGAUGUGGAUGAGAAGAACCAAGUGCUGAUAACGAAUGCAUGGCUGCAGCUGUACUGGACAGAUGUCUACCUGAGCUGGAAUCCAGAAAACUACCCUGGUGUCCAGAACCUGCGUUUCCCCUCAGACCAGAUCUGGACCCCUGACAUCCUCCUUUACAACAGUGCGGAUGAGCGGUUCGACGCCACCUUCCACACCAACGUGCUGGUGAAUGCAUCCGGUCACUGCCAGUACAUCCCCCCCGGCAUCUUGAAGAGCACCUGCUACAUUGACGUACGCUGGUUCCCCUUCGACGUUCAGAAGUGCGACUUGAAGUUCGGCUCCUGGACGCACAAUGGCUGGCUGCUGGACCUACAGAUGCUCAAUGUGGACACAUCCACCUACAUUCCCAAUGGAGAGUGGGACCUUGUGGGUGUGCCAGCGAAGCGUAAUGAGCUAUAUUACGAAUGCUGUAAGGAGCCCUACCCCGACGUGACGUUUACAGUCACCAUGCGCCGCAGGACUCUGUAUUAUGGCCUCAAUCUGCUCAUACCCUGUGUGCUUAUCUCUGGCUUGGCUCUGUUGGUUUUUCUGUUACCUGCAGACUCUGGGGAGAAGAUUUCUCUGGGCAUCACUGUGCUGCUUUCGCUGACCGUCUUCAUGCUGCUCGUAGCCGAGAUCAUGCCCGCCACAUCCGACUCUGUUCCUCUAAUCGCCCAGUACUUUGCCAGCACCAUGAUGAUUGUGGGAAUGUCUGUGGUGGUGACGGUUGUAGUCCUUCAGUUUCACCAUCAUGACCCCCAUGGAGGGAAGAUGCCUAAAUGGGUCCGGGUGGUUCUGUUGAACUGGUGUGCCUGGUUUCUUCGAAUGAAACAACCUGGAGAUGAACGCAAGCGAUCCAGUUACAAGUACCGUCACUCUAGCACCAGCUCCAUAGAGAUGGGUGCAGUAUCAAGCCUGUCUGCACAGGCAUCCUGCCCCCCAUGCCCCACAGGCACAUCCAACGGUUCUAUGAACCUCUACUUUGGUAAUUACCACCCUGUAGAGAACCCACACUGCCCACCCUCUAGCGACUCAGGUGUAGCGUUAGGUGGACGUGCAUAUGGCUCCCCCAGCGAUGAGGCUGAGCCACCUGGAGGAGUCAGCAGUGGCGCUGGAGGCCUGGUUAUGGGGGUCGGAAUGCCCCCACCAGAGAUCCAGCGCAUCCUGCAAGAGGUGUCGUACAUAGCCCAGCGCUUUCGGGACCAGGACGAGGCUGAGGCCAUUUGCAGCGAGUGGAAGUUUGCCGCAGCGGUAGUGGACCGGCUGUGCCUGGUGGCGUUCUCUCUCUUCUCCAUCAUUUGCACCUUCACUAUUCUCAUGUCGGCCCCCAAUUUCAUAGAGGCAGUUUCCAAGGACUUUACAUAGCCGGGUUGCAGCAGCACAGCAAGAGAGAGGAAAUGAGAAAGGAGGAAAUGUAUUGGGUUUAAUGAGUGAAAGUGGGAUUUUUAGGCUAUGUGGUCUUUACUGACAGAAACUUCUUACAGUAGCAAAGAGCCUUGCAAUUCUGCCAAGCUGAUAUAUUAUGUAUAGCAAACUGAACCAAUCAGGAAAAAAAAUAACAAAGACACAUCAUUAUAUCUGAUUAGCAUGUUAUAAACUAAGAAACAAACCUAGUCCUGCUUUUUUUUUAAGCGAAAGACUGUUUGUUUGUAUUUAGAAGUGGAAAAGUAGAGACAAGAGGCAAAAGGGUAGGAAUCAGUUCACUGCAUAGUUUUUUUUUUUUCAUCAGUCUUUGUCCUGAAAACAGUGUAAAUAUCAUCAAACCCUGUUUUUAAUGCAGCACUCCACACUCCACCUCUCUGCCUCUUCUUUCCAGUUGUUGAGUUGUUGUAUCUACACAUACACAUAUAAAUAUCAGUUAUGUCUGGUUUACUUUCUGGACUUUUCCUGACAUAUCAUCCCUGUGCUGAUGUUAGCUUAGUUACUAAAUGAGAUCUCUCACUGUGAGUACUGUUUUUGGUUUUUACGUCCAUCGGCAUAGCAUUGGACACACUUGUGUAGAAGUCAUUUUCUUUAUUCAUCAUUUAGGAUCACUUUUCACUUUAUCUUGCCUUUAGUUGUUUCAGGCAAAGUCACCACUCUGGGAAAGUGUGAUCAUAACAUUUCCAGUAUAGUAUCUAAAAAAAACAAUUGUGUUGUCUCAUAUGUACUGGUGUUGAACACGUACACAACAGUGUCAGUCUAUACUGUACACCUUUGUAUCCAGUCAUUAAUGUAUCUACAGGUUAGGUAUAGGUUUGAACUUGUUGACCUUUAAUGAAUAUAAGAGUGACAUGACUUUUGAAGACAAAGGACUGAGGCUCGAUAGCAAGACGUCAACUUCUCAACUCAAUCACCAGUGCAGAAUCUACUGUAGAUUUAGUAAAGGCCCAAGCAUCGAUACGAUUCGCCUCUGUGCUGUAGAUGGAGCCAAGUGAGUGAUUCGUACAACCAUGUUGUUUAUGUGUGAAGAUCCACCUCUGAGCCAAUGUUUUCUUGUGGCUGCAAUCUUUGGUCUCUUUGUCUCCGUCCCUGUUGUUCAAUCUUUUGGCUCUCUGUCAAUAAAGGUGUAUUUAUUCUCUGUA
Messenger RNA from Solea senegalensis (Senegalese sole), 2865 nucleotides. Its product is annotated as neuronal acetylcholine receptor subunit alpha-7-like. Bases 80 to 1666 code for a protein of 528 amino acids. The transcript has 9 exons. Gene Ontology annotation, biological process: chemical synaptic transmission; regulation of membrane potential; signal transduction. Gene Ontology annotation, molecular function: transmembrane signaling receptor activity; acetylcholine-gated monoatomic cation-selective channel activity. Lineage: Eukaryota; Metazoa; Chordata; Actinopteri; Pleuronectiformes; Soleidae. Gene Ontology annotation, cellular component: synapse; neuron projection; postsynaptic membrane. The record is from RefSeq and is a predicted model, not a curated record.